This is a messenger RNA of Haplochromis burtoni (Burton's mouthbrooder), 2488 nucleotides long. RefSeq names its product B-cell receptor CD22-like. The record is from RefSeq and is a predicted model, not a curated record. Gene Ontology annotation, cellular component: membrane. Bases 464 to 2317 code for a protein of 617 amino acids. NCBI's taxonomy places the organism in Eukaryota, Metazoa, Chordata, Actinopteri, Cichliformes, Cichlidae. The transcript has 7 exons. Gene Ontology annotation, biological process: cell-cell adhesion.
GGGACGAUAGAAUUCUUAUAUCGGGAUAUGAGAUUUGGUCAUAUCGCACAGCCCUACUUCAUGACAUUUAAAGCUUCCUUUCUAUGUAACCUCAAUAUUCCCAUCAGUUUCCCCCUAAAUAUUUUAUUAUACAAGUUGUACUGAUGAAAAUACACAACAGAUCAUAUUUUUUCUUUCUUUUGUUUUGCUUUGAGAACGAGCUGGCUAUUCACAGUGAAAAUCUUGUCCAACAGGUACAGCUGGGUCUGCCAGCAUUUGGGUUGUACGUGAAGGAGAGGAUCUUUCACUUUAUAAUCUUUUCACUGUGUCUGGAAACACAAAGUUCUUCUGCAAGGAAAAAUGUGAGCGAGCAGAAAACAUCCUCAUUAAAACAGAUGAAACCACAGCUCAGAGCGGCAGAUACAGCAUUAAAUACAAAGAUGCAGCUUCAGGAAGAGGAAGCCUGACUUUUACCAUCACAAAUAUGAGAAAGUCUGACUCAGGAAUGUACCGGUUUGGUUUGGGUAAAUCUUCAGCUCCAGAUUCAUACUCAGACUUUGAGGUCAGAGUUUCAAAUGAAAUUGCUAAAAACUCUAGAGUCUCCCGUGCACAGAGUGAGGGAGAAGAAAUCUCAUUUCCAUGUGCCACUGCUGUCCAGGCACAGAGGAAGUUCCUUUGUAAGAAUCCGUGUGAGAAAGAAGGAAAUAUCUUCAUUGACACAACUAAUGACAAAGUUCAGAAUGGCAGGUACAGCAUUGAAUACACAAAAGGAUCUGGGUUUGAACUUCUAGCAACCAUCAGACAUCUGACCAAGUCUGACACGGGACAGUACAGGUGUGGUUACGGGGACCCUUUAUCUCCUGAUUCAUAUGACACUGAAAUUAUUUUGGUUGUAGAUGUGGUGACUUACACUUCUACUCAGGUCUGCGCCUUCAAAGGAUCAACAGCAGAAAUACACUCCAAAUUCAGAUACCUAUCGACUAUAAAUGACAUAAAGACAAGAAUCCAGAAAAUGUUCUGGUUUACUACAGUCAAAGAUAAUGAGCCUGUGGACCUGAAAACAGAUCCAGAGUAUUCAGGUCGAGUUCAGUAUCAGUGUGAAAACAACGACUGCACUCUGAGAAUCUCAGACCUGAGAGAGAGCGACUCAGCUGAGCACAAGUUCAUGCUCAUAACAAACGAUCCAGGAGGGAAAUAUACUGGAUCACCUGGAGUCACUUUGACUGUUACAGAUCCACAGCUCCAGGUACAUGUGAGGAGAUCAACAGUAAACUCUUAUUCUAACUGGACAGAGCUGACAUGUCACAACAACUGUCAGCUACCUGAUCAAUCUUCCUACAUCUGGUACAGGAAUGGACACAAACUUUCAUCAGAAAAACAAUAUUUACAGCUGAACACAUUUGAUACUGUAGACAGUCUUUACUGUGCUGUGAAAGGAUAUGAGCCAUUCCCUUCUCCAACAGUGUAUGCUCCAAAGCUUCCCUCUGUGUCAGUGAGUCCCUCUGCUGAGAUAGUGGAGGGCAGUUCAGUCACUCUGACCUGUAGCAGUGAUGCUAACCCAGCAGCUAGUUACACCUGGUACAAGGAGGAUGUCAUCAACCCUCUCAGUUACCAAAACCAACAUGUUUUCAGCUCCAUCCUGCUCUCUGACUCUGGAAAGUAUUACUGUACAGCUGAUAAUGACCUGGGACAAAAGAGAUCUGAAAGCAGAAUUAUUGAUGUGAAAUAUGCUCCUAAGCUUCCCUCUGUGUCAGUGAGUCCCUCUGCUGAGAUAGUGGAGGGCAGUUCAGUCACUCUGACCUGUAGCAGUGAUGCUAACCCAGCAGCUAAUUACACCUGGUACAAGGAGGAUGUCAUCAACCCUCUCAGUUACCAAAACCAACAUGUUUUCAGCUCCAUCCUGCUCUCUGACUCUGGAAAGUAUUACUGUACAGCUGAUAAUGACCUGGGACAAAAGAGAUCUGAAAGCAGAAUUAUUGAUGUGAAAUAUGCUCCAAAGCUUCCCUCUGUGUCAGUGAGUCCCUCUGCUGAGAUAGUGGAGGGCAGUUCAGUCACUCUGACCUGUAGCAGUGAUGCUAACCCAGCAGCUAACUACACCUGGUACAAGGAGGAUGAAAAUUUACCAAAAGCAUUUGGACAGAACUUCACCGUCACCAAGUUCAGACCUGAACACAGUGGGCGUUAUUACUGUGAAGCCCAGAACAAGCUGGGACGUCAUAACUCCACCUUACAGCAGACCAUUGUGCCAGGUAAUCAUUUAUAUUUACAUACUGGAUACACUCAGAAAGGAGUGCAGUCAAAAAGUCAGGCACAAUCUACAUUCAUGCACUAUGUCUAAUUAUUGGAUGGCACUAGAAUUUAUAAUAACAGAUCACUGUCAAAAUACCUCAGCACAGAUAGAACUGUAUUGCUACCUAAAUGCACACAUGUACAAGUAUUUAUUUUGCCAAAAUGUUUCCCCUUCAGUGUUGUAUGGACUCAUAGUGUUGCUACAGAUAAUUAAACCAGA